AUGGGAAGCGCUGAGAAGCAAACAUGGCUACAGAAGCUAGACGAGGAGCUGAAUGUCGAUGUCGACUGGAUGGACCCUGCCUUCUCCGUGCGCAUGGCCACCGACUUCGGCGUCAAGCCAAACGACAUGACGAGCAACAACAUCUGGGCCAACGUGCAGAUGUCACACCCCUCCAACAGCUCUCUCAUCCAAGACUCCGUUCGUGAACUCAAAGACGAGGGCUGGUUGGCCAUCUACAAUCGCAUCUGCGUAGGCAUGUGCAAAGCGAACAUCGACAAUAUCAAGGGACGCGUCGCGCUGCAGAUCAACCCGCAUGAGGCCUACAACACCAAAGCUGUGCUUGAACAUGCGCGGGCGUAUGCGAGAGAGUUUGAGAGAGCGGGAAUCCCGAAGACGAGAUACUUUAUCAAGAUUCCUGCGACGGGGCCGGCGCUGAACGCGGCGCCGAUUCUGGAGGCGGAGGGGGUCAGGACGCUUGGGACGGCAGUGUUUGGUCUUGCGCAGGCGAUUGCGUGCAGUCAGGCGGGGAUGCUGUACAUCAGCCCGUACUUGAAUGAGGUCCGCGCGCAUAGUGACACGAGUCUGUGGCCGGAUGUCGAGGAUCCGGCUACGCUGCAUCCCAACUCUGCGCGUAUCUGGCAGAUCCUGGAGACUUACAGGAGACUAUACAAGGAGACAGGGAAGGAGCAGCCUUUGCUGAAGAAUGCCAGGCAACGCAGCAUUCUCUCGCCACAAGAAGCAAUGGCAUCGGGUGAGAUGGGAUGCCACUCUGCCACCAUAUCACACACAUGCAUCGAAGCGCUAUCGAAGCUGUCAUAUGACGGCACGAAGCAGCCCGGCAUCGGAGCACCGAAGCCACUGCACGUUUACAAAAACCCGGGGCCGACACCAGAACGCUUGAAGAAACUUAUGGAAAUUGACCCACUCGCGUCGGCAGAUUGGGAUGGGAAGUUGGCAAGCACAGAUAUUGACUAUCUUGCAAAUGAUGGGGCGGAGCUUGAGAGAGCGAUCAAGAAGGAUCCUAUGAGUGUGGCCAGGUUGGAGGAUGCGCUGAAGCUAUUCCAGGACGCGAUUGAUGAGAGUCGAGCGAAGAUUGAAGAUGUACUGCGAGGGCUGUAG
Paraphaeosphaeria sporulosa is the source of this 1119-nucleotide messenger RNA. RefSeq names its product aldolase. Gene Ontology annotation, cellular component: intracellular anatomical structure. The transcript is spliced from 4 exons. Bases 1 to 1119 code for a protein of 372 amino acids. Gene Ontology annotation, biological process: carbohydrate metabolic process; pentose-phosphate shunt, non-oxidative branch. Gene Ontology annotation, molecular function: transaldolase activity. Lineage: Eukaryota; Fungi; Ascomycota; Dothideomycetes; Pleosporales; Didymosphaeriaceae. The record is from RefSeq and is a predicted model, not a curated record.